This is a messenger RNA of Thermothielavioides terrestris NRRL 8126, 441 nucleotides long. RefSeq lists its product as uncharacterized. The transcript is spliced from 2 exons. The coding region runs from base 1 to 441 and encodes 146 amino acids. NCBI's taxonomy places the organism in Eukaryota, Fungi, Ascomycota, Sordariomycetes, Sordariales, Chaetomiaceae. The record is from RefSeq and is a predicted model, not a curated record. Gene Ontology annotation, biological process: mycotoxin biosynthetic process.
AUGACCAAUCUCACGAGCACUCUCGGGGUGGAAAACGCUUGGCGCAGCUACGAGACGACAGCAUUUGUUCACGUCCCAGAUCCGCAGGCCUACUCUUUGCGGCCGAACAAGGGCGUCGUUGCUGGGACAGAGAACGUGUACAUGCUCAGUGUGCACCACCAGCUGCACUGCUUGAAGCAGUUGCAUCUCGAUUUCGUGCGUUCGCUGGGGGCCACAGCACGGAACUCGACAGCCUUGGGGGGACGGGACAUGCAGGACUUGAAGCACGUUGAGCACUGCUUUGAAUAUCUUAGGCAAGCAAUCGUCUGUGCGGGGGAUGCUACGCUUGAGGGACCCGAUCCGGGCAGAUCAAGCCUUACCGGGAUCGGGGUCGUGCAUCGAUGCCGCGCAUGGGACGGGCCUCGCGGUUUGGAGACUUGGAGAAGAGCACAUCAACCUUAG